GCCACGAGCGCCGCUUUCGGUCGCGCUCGCCGGACUGCUCCCGCGCCCCGCCGCUCUGGCGCCAGCGCUCGAGGGAGGCGGAGGAGAUGGAGGAUGCGUGGCUGUGGCACCGGCAGCGCUUCGAGCCGCGCUGGCGCUCGCGAUCCCGCUCGCCGGUCCGGCGCCCGCGCUUCGAGCGCAACCAGCGCCACGAGCGCCGCUUUCGGUCGCGCUCGCCGGACCGCUCCCGCGCCCCGCCGCUCUGGCGCCAGCGCUCGCCGCCCCGUGGUCCGCGCUCGCCGCCUCCUCGCCACCAUUCGCCGCCUCGCCCACCGCCGCUCUAUUAUCGCCACCACUCUCCGCCUCGCCACCGGCCGCCGCCUCGCCGCCGAUCGCCGCCUCGCCGCCGCUAGCCUGCCUAUUCGCCAAAAUCGGCACGCCGCCACGCCGGCGGAAUGGCUUCGCGCACGCCUCGCAGAUUCGUGUUCCCGCCCGAGUCAGGCGCGGAAUUCCCCGAGUCACUCGACCAGCGCUGUGGUGUGACUCGGGAGGAGGCGUCCUCUACGGCUCUAGCACGCACACAAGGCUCAAGGGGCCCAACCCGCAGCAGCCAGCACAGCCGUGGGGGACGGAUCACAGCACAGAUGAGUCAGGGAAGUAGACCCGAGAACACAGAGGCGUGUGUACACAGAACAUCGGCUAGCGUCGGAGCAUUUGGACGCGGCCGCUGUAAUUUUUCAGUGUAUGUAGCUCUUACGAACAU
This is a messenger RNA of Emiliania huxleyi CCMP1516, 742 nucleotides long. RefSeq lists its product as hypothetical. NCBI's taxonomy places the organism in Eukaryota, Haptophyta, Isochrysidales, Noelaerhabdaceae. The coding region runs from base 87 to 392 and encodes 101 amino acids. The transcript has a single exon. The record is from RefSeq and is a predicted model, not a curated record.